CAAUUAAAAAAAAGACGACCCUCAUCAAAACCGAUGAUUCCUUUGCGAGUUCUUGACAGGAAACAGAAGCACGGGACUAGUUUCCUUCGCUAACCCUACAUACUCAAAAUUCACUAUAAAUAUGAAGCAACACCAACCCCUUCUUUAGACUCGCUCUACCCUUUUUCUCUCUUUUUCUGGCUCUCUUUCUCUUUCUCUCUCUCAAGAAUCAAUCAACAAUGGGUUACAAAGUAGCCAAGGCCUCCCAAUACUUGGCCAUCACAGGGUGGGGCAUCGACGACGUCAAGCUUGCGAAGAAGGCGUGGAUUUUCCCGGGGCAGUCGUGCUCGACGUUCGACAUAUCUCCGGUGAACUACGAGUUCGAUGUGCAGGCCAUGAGCGCGGAGAAGCUGCCCUUCAUCCUGCCGGCUGUGUUCACCAUUGGGCCGAAGGAGGAUGAGAUGGAGAUGAUGCUGAAGUACGCAAAGCUCAUGUCGUCGCACGACAAGAACUCGAACCACGUGAAGGAGUUGGUUCAGGGGGUCAUCGAGGGCGAGACGAGGGUUCUUGCUGCGUCCAUGACGAUGGAGGAUAUUUUUAAGGGGACCAAGGAGUUCAAGAAGGAGGUUUUUGAGAAGGUUCAACUCGAGCUCAACCAGUUUGGUCUCCUAAUUUACAACGCCAACGUGAAACAACUUGUUGAUGUCGCGGGUCACGAGUACUUCUCCUACCUCGGCCAGAAGACCCAAAUGGAGGCAGCCAACCAAGCCAAGGUCGACGUUGCAGAGGCCAGAAUGAAGGGAGAAGUCGGAUCGAAACAAAGAGAGGGAGAAACAUUAAAGAACGCAUCUGACAUCGACACGAAAACAAAGAUUUACUCGACACAGAGACAGGGAGAAGGGAAGAAGCAGGAGGCUAAGGUGAAGGCAGAAGUGAGGAUAUUUGAAAAUGAGAGGGAGGCUGAGGUGGCAGAGGCUAAUGCUACGCUGGCUAUGAAGAAGGCCGAGUGGGUGAAGCAGACGCAGGUGGCUGAGGUGGUGGCAGCCAAGGCCGUGGCUGUGAGAGAGGCAGAGCUUCAGUUGGAAGUCGAGAAGAAGAAUGCCAUGAGGCAGACUGAGAAGCUUAAGGCUGAAUUUCUCAGUAAGGCUACUGUGGACUAUGAGAUGAAGGUGCAAGAAGCAAACUGGAUUCUCUACAACAAGCAAAAGGAGGCUGAAGCUCAACUCUACCAGCAAGAAAAAGAAGCAGAGGGACGCCGUGCAGUCGCAGAAGCCGCCUUCUUCUCUCGCCAGCAGGAGGCAGACGGAGAGCUCUACGCCAAGCAAAAGGAGGCUGAGGGACUACAGGCUCUAGCUCAAGCACAGGGAUUCUACCUGGAAACUCUACUGAAAGCCCUUGGAGGAAAUUAUGCUGCACUGAGAGAUUACCUGAUGAUCAAUGAAGGAGUUUACCGAGAUAUGGCUCGUAUUAAUGCUGAUGCUGUUAAGGGGUUGCAGCCCAAGAUCAGUGUUUGGAGCAAUGGAGAGGGUGCUAGCAAUGGCGAGCUUGCUAGUGGUGGUGCCGCUGGAGCCAUGAAGGAGAUUGCUGGGGUGUAUAAGAUGCUGCCUCCAUUGUUCAGUACAGUUCAGGAACAGACUGGGAUGGUUCCUCCUGCUUGGAUGGGUACAAUCCCUAGAUGAAUUUGAGCUUGCCUUCAAGGAUGUUUCAGUUUGAACAGUCUAUGUUGGGAGUGCUAUUUUGUUCAUCAUGUGGAAUUUGUAAUCUUGUUUGAUGAAAAGAGUUUGUUUGUUCCUUC
This is a messenger RNA of Asparagus officinalis (garden asparagus), 1774 nucleotides long. Its product is annotated as flotillin-like protein 1. Lineage: Eukaryota; Viridiplantae; Streptophyta; Magnoliopsida; Asparagales; Asparagaceae. Bases 219 to 1658 code for a protein of 479 amino acids. The record is from RefSeq and is a predicted model, not a curated record. Gene Ontology annotation, biological process: protein localization to plasma membrane. Gene Ontology annotation, cellular component: plasma membrane; plasma membrane raft. The transcript has 3 exons.